Messenger RNA from Saccostrea cuccullata (small rock oyster), 1631 nucleotides. RefSeq names its product 4-hydroxybenzoate polyprenyltransferase, mitochondrial-like. The record is from RefSeq and is a predicted model, not a curated record. Gene Ontology annotation, biological process: ubiquinone biosynthetic process. The transcript has 7 exons. The coding region runs from base 191 to 1507 and encodes 438 amino acids. Lineage: Eukaryota; Metazoa; Mollusca; Bivalvia; Ostreida; Ostreidae. Gene Ontology annotation, cellular component: mitochondrial inner membrane.
AAUUUAAAUUAAGGGAAAACAACACGCGUAAUGAGAUAUUUGAUCUGCAUCUUGCUUUCGUAUUUUCAGUAACGAUGCAUUUUCUUCAAUGGCCUCCAGACAUCUAGUUUAAGUUAAUUCUAAGUGAACUACUUUCGAGGAGAGGAUAAGUGUAAAAGAAACUUGAGAUCGAAAUCUGUGCCGAGUCACAAUGUUAAAGCUAAUAAACAUACCAACUCUAGCUAGUUUACAAGGGAGAGCAGUAUGCCCCAAACAUUUCAUCAGAGCAGUUACAAAUUUCCAUUGGCAUAGCAAUACAAAUGUCAGAUUCCAGGAAAAUAAAUUAAGGAAUAGACAAUCACAGUGUGUUGAUUGCAAACCUUUUGUUUUAUCCAAUGCUGUGGAUCAGUGCAGGACACUUCAUGAAAAAAGAACACAUUUAGCAGAUAAGGUUUUACCCACAGACAACAUUCACUGGAGGCAGGUCUCAAGUUUUCAUCAACUGAAUUCAUUUACACUUGGUACUUAUAAAAUUUCAGUGCUGAACACUUAUUGCUUAAAUGAUAGUAGAAUUAUCCAGAGAAGGCAUUUCAAGCUCUCCCCACGAGAUAUACUAGAGGCUUCUCCUUCAGUUUUACAACCUUAUAUGAGAUUGAUCCGAUUUGACAAACCAAUUGGUACCUGGUUAUUAUUUUGGCCCUGUACUUGGAGUAUCGCCCUGGCCACAGCUCCUGGCAGCCUGCCAAGCCUGUGGCUUCUAGGACUGUUUGGCGCCGGGUCAUUUUUCAUGAGAGGGGCGGGGUGUAUCAUCAAUGAUAUGUGGGACAAAGACUUUGACAGGAAGGUUGAAAGAACCAAGUUACGUCCCUUGGCUAGCGGAGAGUUGUCCCAGUUUCAAGGUUUGGUGUGUCUUGCUGGGAUGUUAUCAAUAUCACUGGGAAUACUUCUGCAGCUGAACUGGUACAGUGUGAUCCUUGGUGCAGCAUCCAUGGGACUGGUGAUAACAUAUCCCCUAGCAAAGAGAUUCACAUUCUGGCCACAAGCAUUACUAGGCCUAACUUUUAACUACGGAGCUCUGCUAGGCUGGGCGGCUGUCACAGGUUCACUAGACCCCCUCUCUGUUCUACCUCUGUAUAUAAGUGGCUUUUGCUGGACCAUGGUUUAUGACACCAUAUAUGCCCAUCAAGAUAAAUACGACGACAUGUUAAUCGGGGUGAAGUCUACAGCCCUGAAGUUUGGGGAUCAGACCAAGACGUGGUUGACAGGGUUUGGGACCGGUAUGGUGUCCUUACUGGUCCUGACGGGGAAGAUGUGUGACCAGACCUGGCCGUAUUAUACAGCCGUGUCACUGACAGCAGCUCAUAUUGCCCAUCAGUUGUAUACUGUAGACUUGGAAAAUCCUGAUGACUGCGCAAAAAAAUUCCGCUCCAACACUCAACUUGGUUGUGUGAUGUUCCUUGGAAUUGUUUUUGGAACUCUUCUAAAGAAGAAGGAAAAUAACUCAAAGCAGAAACAGAAAGACUAUUAAGCAUCAUUAUUAAAAGUCGAAUCAUAAAGAAAUAAUUGAUACAUUUAAGCAUAUAUUGUUUGGAGGUAUUAAGAAUUUUUUAUUUGUUUAAAAUAAAAGAAAAUAUUUAGUAAUUUUUGCUCAA